Messenger RNA from Carassius auratus (goldfish), 1687 nucleotides. RefSeq names its product serine/threonine/tyrosine interacting-like 1 (gene styxl1). The transcript has 8 exons. Gene Ontology annotation, cellular component: mitochondrion. NCBI's taxonomy places the organism in Eukaryota, Metazoa, Chordata, Actinopteri, Cypriniformes, Cyprinidae. Gene Ontology annotation, molecular function: pseudophosphatase activity; protein phosphatase binding; protein phosphatase inhibitor activity. The record is from RefSeq and is a predicted model, not a curated record. Bases 222 to 1109 code for a protein of 295 amino acids. Gene Ontology annotation, biological process: protein dephosphorylation; positive regulation of intrinsic apoptotic signaling pathway; negative regulation of cytoplasmic stress granule assembly.
GCAUAAACAAUCACCAGUGAGCUGUAGAGUGUGUAAUUUGAGCGUAAGCAAUAUCAAUAAAUCAGUCUAGUUUGGUUUAAGAAACUCUUCGGGGCAGUAAUAUUUCUAAACGCCAAGUAAAAUAAGUAUCAAGUAAAGACGAGCCAACUUGUAAUUUUUAGUCACUUUUUUUUUAAGAAACAUUACAGACAGCCACAUUUCCUGUGUUCAAGCAGUAACUAAUGGCUGGAAAGGUUCUCUGCGAGGCAUCAAAACUGUACAACAUCCUAAAUCAAUACACUCAUCUAUCAAGGCUUGCAGAAAGCAACUAUCUUUGUCUGAUUGAUGCUCGUGCAGCUGAAUCAUAUAACUUCAGCCACAUCAUUAAUGCCAGAAAUGCAAAAUGGGAUUCUGAUGGGAAGUUUAUUAUGCCCUUGGAUGUUGAGGUUGAAAGUAUGAAGCAUAUCAUUGUUUAUGACAGUAGUACACAUUCUCUGUCAGAUUCAGGUCCAGCUAUAGACUGUGCAGACAGCAUAGAAAAAGCGAGCCAAUUUCCAGUUCAGAUUCUUAGUGGAGGCUAUGAGAAGUUCUCUGCACUCUACCCUUUCUUAAGAACACAAAAGAUUAUUUACACUAUUAAGGAAUUGGAGAGCUUGAAUCCCUAUCCUGUGGAAAUCUUGCCAGGCAAACUUUACAUGGGUGAUUACAGGCAGGCCACAAACCUGCAAAUCCUUAAAGAUCUGAAGAUGAAUGCACUUGUCAAUCUCUCUGAUGAAUGCAGUCUAGUGUUUAAAAAGGCAAACUGCACUGUCUUACACAUCCGAAUUGCAGAUUCUUCAGAUGCAGAUUUGAUUGCUUCAUUUGAGAGAAUAUGCAUUUUUAUUGGUUCACAUCUCAAUACUUCUUGUUCUGUUCUGAUAUUCUCUACUCUUGGAGUAAGCCGAUGCAGUGCUGUAACAAUGGCAUAUCUUAUGCAUCACCUUAAAUACACACUAAAGGAGGCGUGGAAUCAUAUUCAGCAGUGCAAAGCCAACAUGAGGCCAAAUCGCGGAUUCAUACAGCAACUUUCUGACUGGGAACUUCAGACUGUUGGGAAGAAAAUAACAGAUAUAUCUGAACCCAACUACUGACAAUAACAAAAUUUAACAGAAACAUAAUGUGCACAUUCAUAUUAAAUGACUUUCUACAGUCAGUGAUGAUACUGAAUCAUAGAUUAUUUAAUAUUAAUAUAUUCAUUACAUACCUGUAAACACACUACAGACAAUAUUAGAAUGUACAAAAUAGGGUAACACUUUACAAUAAGGUUCCAUUAGUUAUGUUAGUUAAUGCAUUCACUAGCAUGAACAAACAGUGAAUGAUAAAUUUAUAACAGUGUUUAUUAAUCUUUGUUAAUAUUAAUUUAAAAAUCAUUGUUAGUUCAUGUUAAUUCACAGUGCAUUAAGUAAUGUUAAAAAGCACAACUUUUGAUUUUAAUAAUGCAUUAGUAAGUGUUAACUAACUAAGAUUAAUAAAUGCUUUAGAAGUAUUGUUCACUAGUUAGUUCAUGUUAAUUAAAGUAGUUAAUUAAUGAACCUUAUUGUUAAGUGUUACCCAAAAUAGUUAAAGCUGCAGUAGGUAACUUCUGUAAAAAAUAUAUUUUUUACAUAUUUGUUAAACCUGUCAUUAUGUCCUGACAGUAGAAUAUGAGACAGAUAAUCUGUGAAAAAAU